This is a messenger RNA of Oncorhynchus nerka (sockeye salmon), 2024 nucleotides long. Its product is annotated as myogenic factor 6-like. Gene Ontology annotation, biological process: skeletal muscle cell differentiation; positive regulation of myoblast differentiation; regulation of transcription by RNA polymerase II. Bases 912 to 1628 code for a protein of 238 amino acids. Gene Ontology annotation, molecular function: protein dimerization activity; RNA polymerase II cis-regulatory region sequence-specific DNA binding; DNA-binding transcription factor activity, RNA polymerase II-specific. The record is from RefSeq and is a predicted model, not a curated record. The transcript is spliced from 3 exons. Lineage: Eukaryota; Metazoa; Chordata; Actinopteri; Salmoniformes; Salmonidae.
AUGAAUGUUCAGUUAUCCCCAACCCUAAUACUAUAAAUGGUAAACAGUGGCCAGAAGGGUGGCAAAAAUGUACUUGGCUAAUUUCUUGGCACAUGUCAUGGAUGCCAUACCUCCAGGCAGAAACAGGAGCCCUCAGCGACCAUGAGUAUCCCAGCUGAGAGAAGCAGACUUUGCCGAUCGUAGAAAAAAAUGUCAAAGGCCACAUAGCACCACUGAGAAGGCUUUCAUCUAUUUUAUGGAUUUAAGAUGAAUGAGUCCCAGAUCUAUUUAUACCACCUAGAUACCACAUGUGUCAUUUUGACUGCACAUUCAUAUCUAUUUAUGAUGGGACAUGCCACAAGUUACAGUUGCACUUAACCAUUCUCACUGUCUAGGAUAUGUUUCUUUGAAAUGUAAUAGGCUAUACUGUAGAAUUUCAGAAUUGGUUUUGAUAAGACAAGUCAACAAGAACAAACCUACUUUAUUAUUACUAUAGAUUAUGAACAUAAUGUUUUUGGAACUUUGCAAGUCAAUUGAGGGACAAUAUUUGUUCCGCUUAGGGGAGCCAACUUCUUGCGGAGGGCCUGAAGAUUACAUUGACAUUUAUCUUGCAGGUUGAAAAGUUGAGAUGGGCACUGGUACAGUAUGUUACCAUUUCACUGUGAAACAGAUAUUGAAAACACCUGUCAUAAGUUUGAAGUGACGUUUUAACUUUCAUUGAGAGGUGUUAACGCUUAUUUAUUUUCUACACAAACUAGCUUGGUAGUAAAAUAAACCCAUUGAGAGAAAAAAAGGUUGAUGCACUGCGACAGCUAAGCGUUGGAUAGAGUUUCACAUUCUAUAUAUAAGCCUGGUGACUUGUGUCACUGGGCUAUUUAAAUGCCAUGCAGUGUCCCACUGUCAAAACUUAGGCCGUGCGAGGAUACAACAGUAUGGUGGAACUUUUUGAGACCAACACUUAUUUCUUCAACGAUCUGCGCUAUCUCGAGGGAGAUCAUGGACCAUUGCAGCACUUGGACAUGGCGGGGGUGUCCCCUUUGUACCACGGGAAUGACAGCCCGUUGUCACCUGGGGGGGAUCCGUCCGAGACUGGAUGUGACAGCAGUGGAGAGGAGCAUGUCCUCGCACCCCCUGGUCUUCAGCCGCACUGCGAGGGACAGUGCCUCAUCUGGGCUUGUAAGGUUUGUAAAAGAAAGUCUGCACCAACCGACAGGCGCAAAGCGGCCACUCUCAGGGAAAGAAGGCGGCUCAAGAAGAUCAAUGAGGCAUUCGAUGCGUUGAAGAAAAAGACCGUGUCCAAUCCGAACCAGCGGCUGCCCAAAGUGGAGAUUUUACGCAGCGCCAUAAACUACAUCGAGCAAUUGCAGGACCUGCUGCAUACACUGGAUGAGCAAGAAAAAACGCCCCAAAACGGCUCAUAUAACUAUAACGUGAAAGAACACCAUGCGUCCAAUAAGGAGUACCAUUGGAAGAAGAACUGUCAAAACUGGCAGACCUCAGCUGAUCAUUCCAAUGCACCAAUGACGAAUCAGAGAGAAGGCUUUACGGAGUCUUCAGCGUCCACCAGCCUUCUUCGCCUGUCAUCAAUCGUUGACAGUAUAUCAAGUGAAGAGAAACCGACUUGCAACGAAGAAAUCUCAGAAAAAUAAUGCUUGAUUUAUUGGAUUUUUUUGUAGCCUGUAUAAGCGACGUCAGCAUUUCAUAUUUCCAUUGUCUAUUUCGAAAUUAUUUUCACUUCUUUAUUCAUAUGUUUUAGUUUCCAUUUACUUAUAUUCAUUUGUACAAAUUAACGGGCAUUUUGUAGUCACUGUUUUCUUUUAAAUUGUAUGAAUGGUCAAUAUUAUAUUUCUAAAGUAUGACAACAAUGGAACUAUAAUAUUUUAUUUCCAAAUGGACAUUUGAUAAUUGUAAAUAUUUUAUAAUAUAUUAACAAGUUAAUUUAUUUUACAUAUAAAAGGCUGUGUUUCUCAACCUCAAGAGAUUCAUUGUUGUAUUUGAGUAUUUCUAUAUGAACUGACCAACAAAUAAAUUGUAAGCAUUGUAUC